AUGCGUGUAGGUGAUGGGGGUGUUUCUGUAGGUGAUGGAGGUGUUGUUGUAGGUGAUGGGGGUGUUCCUGUAGGUGAUGGUGAAAGGAGUGUGCCUGUAGGUGAUGGAGAUAUGAGUGUGCUUGAGGAUGAGGGUGACCAAUCUGUGGAUGAGGACUUUUGUGCAAGUAGGGACACUGACAGUGAUGGAUUGCAGACAAAUAUGAAGAAGCAUUCAGAAGUGACCCUCAAAGAUCACUCAGGGGGGCAUAAUAAAAGAACCUGUGAAUGGAAGAAGCUGGCUGAAAGUGGACUUCAAGAAGGUGCCUUUGACAUGGAAGCUGAAGCUGAAGCUGAGGAGUUGACUCAAGGAGAUGAGUUCCCACCUGCAAGUCAGCCUCAAUCCCAGCCUCAAUCCCAAAUGAGUGCAACAACAUCAAAGGGAGCAAGAAAAGGCACUAAAGAGGCUGCUUCUUCAAGUAAUCUAAUGCCAUAA
Molecule: messenger RNA, 474 nt
Organism: Striga asiatica
Lineage: Eukaryota; Viridiplantae; Streptophyta; Magnoliopsida; Lamiales; Orobanchaceae
Source: the annotation of a GenBank genome assembly